This is a messenger RNA of Talaromyces stipitatus ATCC 10500, 976 nucleotides long. RefSeq lists its product as uncharacterized. The transcript is spliced from 2 exons. NCBI's taxonomy places the organism in Eukaryota, Fungi, Ascomycota, Eurotiomycetes, Eurotiales, Trichocomaceae. The record is from RefSeq and is a predicted model, not a curated record. Bases 1 to 924 code for a protein of 307 amino acids.
AUGUUGUCUUCCGGCUUCGCGAACGCUCCAGUCUCCAAAUCGCUGGUCAUCUACAUAGUCGUAUCGUCAAUUGCUUUAUCCAUAUUCGACGUCAAAUAUCUCGCUCAUAUCCUUGUUGACAUCCACUUAUGGCGAUAUGGACAAUUCUCGCGUAUCUUUCUCUGGCAGGUAGCGGGGUAUGCCAAUUCGACGGAGGUUUUGUUUGCUGCAAUGCUUGCAUACCAUAUGCGGGUGGUUGAGCGCAUUUGGGGAUCUAGGAAGUUAGCCACGUUCUUAGUGACCGUCCUGCCUUAUACUACGAUCAUCACACCUCUCUUUCUCGCCCUUGUGCUGCGACCCCUGUCGCUCGGCACUUUGAACUAUCUACCAUCCGGACCUACAGCGGUUCUGUUUGCUCUUCUAGCGCAAUACCACUCAUCUAUUCCUCAUACAUUCAAAUAUCGUAUUUCGACAACCGGGGGAAGCGCAAACCGUCAGAAUACUACGUCAUCAAACGAGGAAAAUGCCAACGACAACUCCAAACGUUCCCUGACAAUAUUACUGUCGGAUAAGUCAACAACCUACCUUGUUGCAGCGCAGCUAGCCCUGUCCCAAUUUCCAGCAUCUCUCCUGCCGGCAUUUGUCGGAUGGGCUAUCGGAACUUCAUGGCGUGCAGAUAUUCUACCAGGGUCCCGAAGUUGGAGGGUACCAGCUUGGAUAGUCGGAGAGAAAGAGACGAGACGUCCUACCGGCAAUUCCUCGGCCGCUAGUGGGCAUGGCGUGGGUGGAGAUGGCGAGGAUAGUGAAAGAUAUGCAGAUUUGAGAAGACGUUUAGACGCAGCAUCUGCUGCGGCAGCGCAACAGGGUACGAGCAGUGGAGUAGAAGGAUCGUCUGGGCAAUCACAGCGGCGGCCUUUAUUGGAGCGAUUCAGGGGUGUUUUUUAGCCUUAAGUUCUAGGCUUGACGAAAUCGAACUGCUGUCUCUAUUUUUAUUCUC